Bubalus bubalis (water buffalo) is the source of this 2197-nucleotide messenger RNA. It is a transcript of the gene CSTF2, whose product is annotated as cleavage stimulation factor subunit 2. Gene Ontology annotation, cellular component: mRNA cleavage and polyadenylation specificity factor complex. Gene Ontology annotation, molecular function: mRNA binding. The record is from RefSeq and is a predicted model, not a curated record. The transcript is spliced from 16 exons. Gene Ontology annotation, biological process: mRNA 3'-end processing. NCBI's taxonomy places the organism in Eukaryota, Metazoa, Chordata, Mammalia, Artiodactyla, Bovidae. The coding region runs from base 140 to 1984 and encodes 614 amino acids.
GACCUUGCGUCCAUCCGGCCCAAGCGUCUCUGUCUCAGGCGCUUCCGGCUCACCGGCCGUAGGGAAGUGUGGUCCGCGCUGGGCUGAAGCACUGUACAGAAGUGAUCUUCGGCACGCCGGAAGCCGCAGGAAAAGAGCGAUGGCGGGUUUGACUGUGAGAGACCCUGCGGUGGAUCGUUCUCUACGUUCCGUGUUCGUGGGGAACAUUCCUUAUGAGGCUACUGAAGAGCAGUUAAAGGACAUCUUUUCUGAGGUUGGACCUGUUGUUAGUUUCAGGCUGGUUUAUGAUAGGGAGACAGGAAAGCCAAAAGGUUAUGGCUUCUGUGAAUACCAAGACCAGGAGACAGCACUUAGUGCCAUGCGAAACCUAAAUGGGCGUGAAUUUAGUGGGAGAGCACUUCGAGUGGACAAUGCUGCCAGCGAAAAGAACAAAGAAGAGCUGAAGAGCCUUGGAACUGGUGCCCCUGUCAUUGAAUCACCUUAUGGAGAGACCAUCAGUCCUGAGGAUGCCCCUGAGUCCAUUAGCAAAGCAGUUGCCAGCCUUCCACCAGAGCAGAUGUUUGAGCUGAUGAAACAGAUGAAGCUCUGUGUCCAGAAUAGUCCUCAAGAAGCACGGAACAUGCUGCUUCAGAACCCUCAACUGGCUUAUGCUUUGCUACAAGCACAGGUAGUCAUGAGAAUUGUGGAUCCAGAAAUUGCCUUGAAAAUUUUGCAUCGCCAGACAAAUAUCCCUACGCUGAUUGCAGGCAACCCUCAGACAGUCCACAGUGCCGGACCUGGCUCAGGAUCCAGUGUGUCAAUGAACCAGCAGAAUCCUCAGACACCUCAGGCCCAGACUUUGAGUGGAAUGCAUGUCAAUGGUGCGCCUCCUCUGAUGCAAGCUUCCCUGCAGGCUGGAGUUGCAGCACCAGGUCAGAUACCAGCCACUGUAACAGGACCUGGCCCUGGUUCCUUAGCUCCUGGAGCAAAUAUUACUGUUUUGAGGAAAAGAAAAUUACUGCUGUGUGGGAAGAACCAGACAAGUAUUUAUGGAGGAAUGCAAGCCCAGGUUGGAAUGCCAGGAAGUGGACCAGUGUCCAUGGAGCGGGGACAAGGAACUGUACAGCACUCGCCCGUGGGACCCACCGGGCCUGCAUCAAUUGAGCGAGUUCAAGUGCCAAUGCAAGACCCCAGAGCAGCUAUGCAGCGUGGGCCCUUGCCUGCCAACGUCCCAACGCCUCGAGGUCUAUUGGGAGAUGCUCCAAAUGACCCACGCGGAGGCACUUUACUUUCUGUAACUGGAGAGGUAGAACCUAGAGGUUACCUGGGACCACCUCAUCAGGGUCCGCCCAUGCACCAUGUCCCUGGCCAUGACAGCCGUGGUCCACCCCCACAUGAGAUGAGGGGAGGGCCAUUAACUGAGCCCAGACCUCUAAUGGCAGAGCCAAGAGGACCCAUGAUAGAUCAGAGGGGUCCACCCUUGGAUGGCAGAGGUGGAAGAGAUCCCCGAGGCAUAGAUGCACGAGCCAUGGAGGCUAGAGGAUUAGAUGCUAGAGGAUUAGAAGCCCGUGCAAUGGAGGCCCGUGCAAUGGAGGCCCGCGCUAUGGAGGCCCGUGCUAUGGAGGCUCGUGCAAUGGAAGUCAGAGGAAUGGAGGCCAGAAGCAUGGAUACAAGGGGCCCAGUGCCAGGCCCAAGAGGCCCUAUGCCUAGUGGAAUCCAAGGUCCCAGUCCAAUUAACAUGGGGGCCGUUGGACCCCAGGGAUCCAGACAGGUCCCAGUCAUGCAGGGAGCAGGCAUGCAGGGAGCAAGCAUUCAGGGUGGAGGCCAGCCUGGUGGCUUUAGUCCUGGCCAGAACCAAGUCACUCCACAGGACCAUGAGAAGGCUGCUUUGAUUAUGCAGGUUCUUCAACUAACUGCAGACCAGAUCGCCAUGCUGCCUCCUGAGCAGAGGCAGAGUAUCCUGAUCUUAAAAGAACAAAUACAGAAAUCUACUGGAGCUCCUUAAAGGUUUUCAAAAAUACCUGGCAACAGAUACGGAAAUUAAUUCUAUAACUUUGUUGAAAUGUUGAAAAAAGAUGAUUUCUGCAUCCUAACCCUUGAACGACUUAAAUUGGUGCCAGGUGGAGGACUCCUAUCACCUUCUCUCAGAACAAAAUCAGAUCAUUCUGUUGUCUUAGUUUGUAUAUUUUCUGUGACUUGAAAUAAACUUUGAACACAA